CUAAACCCUUUGUAGUUUAUUGUGUUGACCUUCACUUUAAACAGCCAUGUUAACAUUACAUAUGAACGGUGACAUGACGGAGGACUCAGGUGACAACGCUGAGAUGGACAUGGACAGUCCUGCCAAACUCAUCGCUCAGUGCUGCAAUGAGCAGACCGAGAAGAUCUGAGAUGAUCCAGAGGAAGCUAUGAUGAUGACGGAGGAGGAGGAGGAGGAGGAGGAGAAGGCUUGUGAACAGGCUACCGAUCUGAACUCGUCCUCGUGUCUCACAUCGGCACAGAGCAGCAAUGAGGCCAUCACUCUGGCCUUUUUUGAUGGGAUGGAUGUUGCAGAGGAAGCCAAGUCAACAUCAGAGGAGAAGAAUACAACAGAGCUGGAUGAUUUGCUGGACUCUCUGCAGCAUCUGCAGCUGCGUCUGACGGAUGCUGAGAGUCAGCAGGACGUUGGGCUGCUGCUGGAGCUGCUGCUUCAGUCAGAUUUCCAGCAGGCGUUCAUCAUGCACCGCAGCGUGGCUCAGAGCAUGAGACGCCUCUGUCCGCCAUUCCCGCUCACCGCACACGCACAGCAGCUCAGAGACGAGAAUGUCCUGCAGUCUAGUAAAUAUAAUGAAGCCACAGAACUCACAGGCCUGCUGACGUCACCACACCUUCAGGCCCUGAUGGAAGCUCAUGACUGUAUUACUGAACAGGAAUUAGAUGUUGAAACUACUGAAUCAGUGGGCCAGGAUGAAAAGACCACCAAACUGGUUUCCCUGGAGAAAACUCGUGACAUGCCUCUGGGCGUGACCGUUCGGAAUGAACAUGAUCGCGUGGUCAUCAGUCGGGUGGUGAGCGGCGGGACUGCUGAGAAAAGCAACCUGCUCAGUGAAGGAGAUGAAAUCUUAGAGAUCAAUGGCAUCCCAAGCUUCCAGCAGCACAGAGAAGCUAUGAAGAAAACCAUCACAGACAGAAAUCAAGAGUAUAAAGGGAAACUUUGGCGUGCAAAGAAAAGCCAAAAACAACGAAAAAAACUCUUGUUCAACCCAAGUAAGAAUAUCGAGCACUACAGCGAGGAUAUCCUGACCUAUGAGGAGGUGGCACUUUACCAUCAGCCACCCAACUGCAAGCGUCCCAUCACCCUGAUUGGACCACCCAACAGCGGACAUAAUGAACUGAGACAGAGACUGCUCUCCUUAGAGCCUGACCGAUUCACCGGUGCUGUUCCACACACCACACGAAACCCCCGUGCACAUGAGGUCAACGGCAGGGAGUACAACUUUGUAUCACGGCAGAGCUUUGACUGUGACCUGGCUGCAGGGAAAUUCAUCGAGUCGGGCGAGUUUGAACAGAACCUGUACGGCACAAAUACAGAUUCAGUCAGACAGGUUGUCAACUCAGGAAAAAUCUGUUUGCUGUGUCUGCAUCCCAGGUCCCUGCGACUGCUGUGUUCCUCAGAUCUUAAACCGUACAUCAUCUUCAUCAGGCCUCCUCCUCCUCCUCCUCCUCAGGAGCGAUUCUCCACCCUGCUAACCAGAGGAGUGAAGAAACACAUGCCCGAGGAUGUGAGAGAGACCUUGGAGAAAGUGCGUGAGAUGGAGCACAGCUACAGUCACUUGUUCGAUGCAGUCAUCACAAACAUCGAGCAGGACAAGAGUGUCUCUGAGCUGCUGAGACUCAUUGGCAAACUGGACAUCGAGCCGCAGUGGGUCCCUUCAGCCUGGGACAGCUAAACAACACUUUCAGUUCAGAAGAAAUUAUGUGUUUUCACUGUUGAAGGCUAGAAUUGCUCUGAUGAGGAGCAACAAGCGGUAUGUUUGAAAUGGCCACCAUACUGCUCAUACUGUUUUUGCAGUAUGAAUAUUGUGCACAGUGUGCUUCCUUUUGUGUGUGUCUACUUGUUAAAGGAAUAGUUCACCCCAAAAUGAAGAUUUGCUGACAAUUUUCUCC
This is a messenger RNA of Sinocyclocheilus grahami, 1925 nucleotides long. Its product is annotated as MAGUK p55 subfamily member 5-A-like. Gene Ontology annotation, molecular function: protein binding. The record is from RefSeq and is a predicted model, not a curated record. Lineage: Eukaryota; Metazoa; Chordata; Actinopteri; Cypriniformes; Cyprinidae. The coding region runs from base 188 to 1708 and encodes 506 amino acids. The transcript has 11 exons.